AUGGCCCAGUGUUUUGGAGGGACAGUUCAGCCCCCUCAGAACCGUGGUGCUUCCACGUCAUAAUGUCUUAAAACAGCAUCGUAUUUUUCUGCUCUGAGCGUGCAGUGACGUCACACGCCGCUCUGACAUCAUUUUACCCUAUGGCGUAACGCAGAGGAGUAACAGAGGUUGUGGUAGUAGGCUGUGAGCAGGCCCUACUGCUCUCUUUUGGUCCACUAACUCUGGGAGAAUGGCUUCACCUCUGAGGGGAAAGCCCUCUGUGCCACGGGUGGAGACCACUCACUGUAAAGAGACCUCGACAGUCCGCGUGGAGACAUCGUCCCACCGCGUGGAGACAUUAUCUCGGCAGGUGCGAACGUCUUCCCGGCAAGUGGAGACCACCCAGCGCCACCAUGAAGAGCCUUCUCAUUACCCCUCUGGAAAGCGGCUCCCACAUGUCCUCGAGGUGACUUCCCAGCACGUGGAAACCUCCUCGCAGCGCUCAGAAACGACCUCCCACCACAUCAGGGCCUCGUCCCUCCGGGUAGAGACAUCUCUGCACCGCAUGGAGAGCCCGGUUCGGCGGGACAAGCAGGCUGCACGCCAGAACGUGAAAACGACUCGAUGAAAUACUCUCCAAGGGCCAUGGCCAUUAGCCAGGACAGAAGUGCUUCUAGCUUCCAGUCAGCCGGCUGCCAAGAGGACCAGUCAUCUUUGAUUUCAUGAAAACAGCCCAUAAAUCAAUGUGAGAAAUAGCCAAACUGCCCUUUCUGGCCUUUAUUGACCAUACUGCACCUUGGACCAUCCUACUUUUGACCCAGUGAACUAUUUUAACUGGAAGCCAAGACGAAGGAUUUUCAGCCCCAUGAUCCUGUAUAAAUUGGGUUGAUGGACAAAGAAAUUGAGUCUCUGAACCAGAACAUGGAAGACUGCUUUGAACAUGACGCUGGAAAAGCCAAACACCUGGUUUCUGCAUGAUUGAUUCUCCAGGACACAGGAGCUGGGUAGCUACUUCUUGUCCUUGUCUCAUAAGAGGAUUUCUUCCUCCAGAUUUUAUUUAUUCAUAUUUCAAAGCCAAAGUUCAAAGAGAUACUCAUAGUCCAAGAAAAUGUCAAGGCCAGACACCUGAAGGAAAAAAAAAUACUGUCAUACAUACUGUUUUACAGGUACCACAGCUUUAAAAUGUUGUUGUUUGUUAAAGAUGCCUAUUUUUCAUAAUUCUUAAUGUAUCUGCAUUUUAUGUGUGACUCGCACUGUGUGUCGUCCUGUCCUCCUCACAGUAUCCUCUCUUGGAAGCUCCAAAAGAACAUGUGGACCUGUGACAUAUUAUUAAUGCUGAGCACAAUGUGUGUACUAUAAAGAAUGAAGAGCACUUCUAGUCCUCCUUUCCAAACCAAGAGAGCCUUUAAUGGCUCAACCUAAUGAUCCAUUGGAUUUAUUGUGCUAGGUAAUUAUUGUGACUUACCUUCAUUUGUAGCCAACUAGGUUAGUUUGAAAAACUAAAUAAAACUUAGUAAGUAUAAAUCCUUCCAAGAAGUCAGCACUUCUCUCAUUCUCUUCUAUUUAUAUAGAAGCUGAGGGCACUUUACAAAAUUGAUUACAUUUAUUUACUGUCUUGUUUUGUUAGAAAUACUUGAAAUGAAAAAAAAAAUGGUAUCGAUAGGGUACUCUUUCCCCAGACUGCAUAAGUCAUGGGAAAAACCAGGAGUCCAGCCAGCAAGGUGCUUGGCUCAAGUCCUUGUCUAGAUUUUCCAGAAAUCCUAUUCGUUCUUUCUGUUGCUCCCAUCUUAGUAUGGUAAAUACAAGCAUGGAGGCCCUGCAUACUUGAUCUGUCCUCUACUAGUUUAAGUAACUUUUACCUCUGCUUGUCCUGCCCAUAGCCUAAGUCCUUUCCAUUUUCAUUGUUCUGUGGGUUAGAACUACAUGGCUUCAAGUAGGAACUACUAUGGCUUUUUUCUCACAUUAGUGCUGUAGAGUAAACUAUCUGAAAUAUAUAUUUUACUGGGUAAUUUUUAAAUUAUUUUCAGAAUAUUAAAAGUGUUUCCUCACUGUCCAAAAAAGCCACCAAGUCUAUCCUUUAUUCCUCUGUACAUGGGCUUUUCUGUGGCUUCUUUUAAGAUUAUCUCGUAAUCAUUCGUUUAAAUGAUUUGAUUAUGAUGUGCCAUAGGUUCAUUUUCUUCAUGUUUCUUAUGUUUUGGGUUCAUUGAACUUUUUGUAUUUUUAGCUUUAUAGUUUUAAUGAAAUUUAGAAAUUUGGGGGUUAUUAUUUCUUCAAUUAUUUUUUUCUUUCUCGUUUUCCCCAUGGAUGUCAGUUACAGGUCUAUUAGGCUACUUGAAGCUACCUCAUAUCUCACUGGUGCUCUGUUCUUUUUUUUUUUUUUGUCUUUUUUCCUGAUGUCUCAUAGUUUUUUUUUCCCACUGGAUAGUUUUUUAUUGUUUUGUCUUCAAGUUCAUUAAUCAUUUUUCUGGAUUAUCUGAUUUAUCAUAAAUGCCAUACAGUGUUUUUAAAUCUCAUUUGUUAUUAUUUUUAUCUCUAGUAAUUCAAUUUGAGUCUUUUAUUAUACAUUCUAUAUAUAAAACACAUUCUUCCCUGUGUUAUUUUUAUAUCUACUGACAUGUUCAAUCUUUCAUCUGGUUUAUUAAAUAUAUGCAAUAUAAUUUUAAUAACUGUUAACACCUUUGUCUAAUUCUAUCUGUGUUAUCUCUGGAACAUUUUCUAUAGAUUAAUUUUUAUCCUCCUUAUGAGUUGUAUGUUUUGUGUCUGAUUUUUUUGUUUGCAUGCCCACCAUGUGAAUAUUCCCCCCCACCCCCUGGUACUGGGAAUUGAACUCAGGACCUUGCAUUUGCUAGGCAGGCGCGGCACUACUGAGCUAAAUCCCCGGCCCCCAGCCAUGUGAAUCUUAACCUCAUUGAAUGUGGGAUAUUUUUGUAUUCUUACAAAUACAAAAUAUUCUUGAACUUUGUUCUAGUAACUUUUAAGUUAAUUGGAAAUAGAUUGAUCUCCUUUGAGUCUUGAUUUUAGGCUAUUUGUUAGAUUCAGAGUGGUGUUAAAUGAAAGAUUAAUGCUUUUCUACUACUGAGGCAAAAAAAUUUCUAAGUCUUCUCCUUGAUCCCCCUGAGUUCUGUGGUCUCUACCUUAGCUGUUGGAAAUAAGCUCUGUUCCUAGUGUAUGUGAGCUUUGGGGAGUGCUCCUUUUCUUCAGAUGGUGUUUUUCCUGACUUAGUUUCCUCACACACAUGCAAUGAUCAGUUCUCAGCUGAAUACUAAUAGGGACCUUUACUUGUCUCUAGAGUUCUCUUUCUGUGCAACACUCAUUUUCUGUAUACUUCCCUAUGCAUCCUAGCUGUAUUACCUUCCCUGUACAGUACUUCUAGCUUUUUCUCCUCAGCCCAGAAAGAUGAUAGUACUCUGCCAAAGUUCCUCCUCCUUGUAUUGCAGCUGGAAGGCUUUCUUCAGAUAGUAAGCUAUCAGUUAUUCUAGGUAAGAGGGUGAAUCUAUGCCCUUCUGGCCAGAAACCUCCCUAUAAUUUAAUAUAAAAAUUUUUGGAGAUUAAGUUUAUAAUUUAGUUUCUAGGUAACAGAAUGUUCAGAUGGAACUGUGAACAACUUUAUGGAGUUAUUUUCAUAUCUCAAAGAUGGAUGGUAUCACUGUCUCACAGAGACGAAUACAAUGACUUCUGGGACUUCAUGUGUCUUUUUGAGGAAGAAGUAAUAGUAUAUUAGAAAAACAUUUGGGGAGAGGUACAUAAAUUUAAAAAUAAAUGGUGCUUGGCAAA
Molecule: messenger RNA, 3753 nt
Organism: Heterocephalus glaber (naked mole-rat)
Lineage: Eukaryota; Metazoa; Chordata; Mammalia; Rodentia; Bathyergidae
Gene: CUNH17orf100
Product: chromosome unknown C17orf100 homolog
Source: RefSeq, a predicted model, not a curated record